CCGGUACUGCCAACCUGAAGACAUGACAACCCUGUCCGAAACGUCAAGAGCCCUUCUUUUGGAUUGUUCUUCCACAUUGAACGAUCUGCCGCGUGUUGUGCUCCGAUAAAAUAAGCAAAAAUGGCCGUGCGACCAGCGUAUAAGCCGAAGAUUGUGAAGAAGCGGACGAAGAAGUUCAUCCGCCACCAGUCGGAUCGCUAUGAUAAACUCGCUCCCAACUGGCGCCGGCCGAAAGGUAUUGACAAUCGGGUGCGCCGUCGCUUCAAGGGACAGUACCUGAUGCCGAACAUCGGUUACGGUUCGAAGAAGUCCACCCGCCAUAUGCUGCCGACCGGAUUCAAGAAGUUCCUGGUCCACAACGUCCGCGAGCUGGAGGUGCUGAUGAUGCAGAACCGUGUGUACUGUGCCGAGAUCGCGCACGCCGUGUCGUCCAAGAAGCGCAAGGCUAUCGUCGAGCGUGCCAAGCAGCUCGCCAUUGCCGUGACGAACCCGAACGCCCGGCUGCGCGCCCAGGAGAUGGAGUAAGCCCUGGUGCAAGAGAGGUUGGGGCUGGAGGUGUCCCUCCCUUGCUGGAGGUGCAUCUUCGCUUCUUCUGUACACUUGGGUCGUCUGUCUGCGGAGUGGAGCUAUACCGUGUU
Molecule: messenger RNA, 638 nt
Organism: Anopheles arabiensis
Lineage: Eukaryota; Metazoa; Arthropoda; Insecta; Diptera; Culicidae
Gene: RpL32
Product: 60S ribosomal protein L32
Exons: 3
Coding region: 121-525 (134 amino acids)
Biological process (GO): translation
Cellular component (GO): cytosolic large ribosomal subunit; ribosome
Molecular function (GO): structural constituent of ribosome
Source: RefSeq, a predicted model, not a curated record